Messenger RNA from Scophthalmus maximus (turbot), 3612 nucleotides. RefSeq names its product zinc finger protein 37A-like. The coding region runs from base 69 to 1022 and encodes 317 amino acids. Lineage: Eukaryota; Metazoa; Chordata; Actinopteri; Pleuronectiformes; Scophthalmidae. Gene Ontology annotation, molecular function: RNA polymerase II cis-regulatory region sequence-specific DNA binding; DNA-binding transcription factor activity. Gene Ontology annotation, biological process: regulation of transcription by RNA polymerase II. The transcript has 2 exons. The record is from RefSeq and is a predicted model, not a curated record.
GGGGCGGUAUGACCCGUGUUUGAUUCCCCGGGGCACCGAGUAGUGCAUGCAGCUCUCUCCCCCGCAGAAUGGCCACCGCGACGCUCCAGUCGUUCAACGUCUUCCUGACGGAGAGGUUAACCGCUGCCGCGUUAGACAUCUACGGCUUCGUAGAGAGGGCAAUCCUAGAACACCAGGAGGAAGUGUACCGCACGAAAGUGGAGAACCAGCGGCUGCAGCGGCUGCUGGAUUUGGUCUACAAGCCGGAGAUAAGACUGCACCGGGCAGAUUCAAGACAAAUCGAUUUGCCCACACCCACUCAAGAUGUUUGUGCUCAGGAGCAGCAGAUACAGAAGGAAUGUAUUUCCAGUGAGGCCAAGGAGGAGCCGGUCGUCCUGCCCUUGAAAGUGGAGCCGACUGAGUCCUGGAGCAGGUCUGUGGAGACACCUGCACAUCCAGCAUACAGCAGCGUUACAGACACACUGACUCAAGUAGUCUCAGUUGGAGAGUAUGAGGCCAAUCAAAGGCCAAACAUCCUAUCUCAAGUUGGGAUGGUGGGAGAGCACGGCGAAUACGGAGCGCCGUGCCGCCUGACUCAAGUCCACACGGUCAGAGAACACACAGAGUACGAGAUACCUUCACAACACGACCAACCGUUUCAAUCCUUUGGAUUACCAACACCCACCAGCAAAUGGUUCACCUGCUUUUUUUGUGGCAGAAAAACAGACCACAGAAGUCAAAUGAUCACUCACAUGAGGAAGCACACCAACGAGAAACCGUUUGCCUGUUCGAUUUGUGGCAACAGUUAUAAACUGAAAUGUCACUUGACGGAGCACAUGCGGACUCACACUGGGGAGAGGCCAUUCAGCUGCUACAUCUGUGGGGAACGCUUCAUCCGAUCCUCCAACAUGAGUAAACAUGCAAGGGUCAUGCACAGGGAGAACAUACCGUUCAAGUGCAUGCAGUGCAGCCAGCGAUUCCCUCAGCUCGUCAUGCUCAAACAUCACAUGAAGGCGUUCCACAACGUCACCAACUCUGUGUGAAGCGCUGCUGGUGGGACGAGUUCAAACAUCCUCCGCACAAUUCUCAUUCUCAGUUUCUCUGUAGCUUAAUCUUUUUUGUUUGUGGGAUCGCAUCCUAAACAUCCAUUAUGCUCAGAAUUCAGAUGCUCCUGACUAGGGUUAGUCCUUUGUUCACUUAAAGGGGUAGUAAGCGAUUUUGGAGAAAGCUCGUCUCUCUCUGUGUUGUUGUUGAUGAUUUUACUGCACUGGCUGAGGCUUGAACCCGCAGCUUCAGGUAACGGAGACCGUCAUGUUGGUCUGCACCAUUUUUUGUGUUCGCUUUUCGAUUUACUGAGCCAGGGCUGAGCCGAAAACCCAGAUUCCUUUUCGGCGCACACACAGAACGGACAUCUAGCGGGCCGUGAGGAAAUCCGCUGAAUUUUACAAAAUUCUGUAUUGUAUUAAAAUUGCUUACUGCCCCCUUUAAUGAACAAAACAAAUAGUUAAACAGCUGUUGACAAAUGCAAAUUAAAUGCAAGAGCUGUCGUCAUUGUAUAAAAUUUGUUGUUUUUACACUUUUAUUUACGAUGUUGACAGUGUUGCAAUUAGUCAAUGUACAUCUAUGUUUUUAUUGGAGCUCAUUGCCUGUAAUGUACUGUUUUGAAAAGGGCAAUACUAAUAAAGGUACAGCACACCUAAUUACUGAUGCAGUUUCAUUUGUUUGUGAGCAGGACACGAUUUCUAAAGAAAGUGAAUUCAUAACCAAUGUGUGAUAUGCUCAAAUUUUCAUCUCAGCUAAAGAAAACUCAAUAAUUCUUAGUUGUAGUUGAUUUCAGACUAACACUAAAUACAGUACAAUGAUUAUUGUAUUCCAUUUUUGCAGAUAUAAAUCCUCCUAAAUCCUACACACUGGACCUUUUAAAAGAAAAAAAAUAAACCUACCAACAUUUCUAGAGGUCAGUUAUUAACAUUUUGUAACUUGCUCCUUUUAUUUGUUCAAUAAUAAAAAUGUUAAAAUCCCCAAAUGUAUGGUUUUACAUGGAGCUGCGGGGUGUAAACUGUUUAGCCUUGGCCUGUGACGUCUUGUCUUCCUGUCUUGUUGAAGUAUAAUAAUGUUGUAUUUCAAGGUUUAUUAUAGAUAAUAGUAUAACAGGUAAAUGAGUUUGCUUUAGUGCUGGUAAUAUGAUCCAGGCUUGCUGUUUCCCUAACUUUCUAAGUUUCUGCUUAAAAAAAGUAAUAUUUUGAGCCUGUUGUAAACACAGGAGCGCCAAUAUGAAAUAUAGAAAUUUGCAGGAAAAUGUUAGUCAGUCAAGUUUUCAUACGGAGGGGCUAAUUUUCGCGUUGAGACACUCAACACGGCAUCAGCUGGUAUCCAAUCAACAUCUCUCAAUGCCCCCGCAAUCAAAGCAGUCUGUUCAUGAGAAAUUCAAAUUCAUUCCUGAUCACACUUUUUUAAAAACAUCACUUCGAUACAGUGAGUCCAGUUCAUCUGCUGCUGUCUACACAAUUUCCUCUUUUUCCAUCAACGUUCACACAUCAGUUUUCCUUUUAAAACUAGCUCCGCCUGGACAAGCGUUUUAAAAGGUUAAAUGGACUUUAUUUCCAGCUAAUAUGCUAAUGGCGAGUUGCUUCCAUAAGGAGCAAAGUGCUACAUCAAAAGCCUUCCACGAAUAAUGGUGGGAGGGGCAUACCCCCAACCCCCACACUCUCCUGCUUUCACAAACGGUCUCGUCCAACCGAGUGGAGAAGACACAAAAUAAUUAGCACAAUGUCAAAUAAGUCAUCGGCUUGGUCCCAAAGAUUUGACAAAAGAGUUGAGUGUAAACAAACAUGUAUUACUGGUCAAAAACCAACAUGUCACAUCUUCUACAAGCAGCAGCUAACUUGUCUGCGUGAGGAUGUUUCAUGAACGUUGUGUGUUUAACGCUUGCCGGCUUUGAGCGUGAACAUAGUGAAAUUGCCGAAUUUCAAUAUGUUUGCCCAAAUAAUGAUUUAAUAUGCUGCAAAUACUUGAUGUUUUAUGUUUAUUUAUGCAUGCAUUUCUUCCCCACGACUAAUUUAUUGAUUGAAGAGUAGGUACGGUUUCAGUCGUACCACGGUGUGAGGCAUUGGAACAGAUGCAAAUGUGACCCACGCAGCUUGGGUGUGAAGAUGCAUUCACAUGACUUGAAGAUUAGGUUGUGUAUGAUACUAGCUAACAAAAGGUAAUAACUUUACGAUAUCUAGCUUGGCUGUUCAGGUGAAAUAAACCCUGACUACAAAAACACGUGGUGAAAAUCAGCAUUCAAGUAAAAUGCAUUGGCAAGAUUUGUGCACUUUGAAUGUCAGAGGGUCAUUACAGGGCAACAUACCUCUAUGUAUCCAGGUACAGAUACACAUGUCCCUUAAACUCACUCCUUAAAAUGAAAAAACUCCUUGAUACUAGAGCUGCAAAAGUUAAUCGAUUAAUCGAUUACUAAAUGAAUCGCCAACUAUCCAGGUACAGAUACACAUGUCCCUUAAACUCACUCCUUUAAAUGAAAAAACUCUUUGAUACUAGAGCUGCAACAGUUAAUCGAUUGAUCGAUUACUAAAUGAUCGCCAACUAUUUUGAUAAUCAAUUAAUCGUUUCAAGUAGUUUUUAUGGGGGAAA